This is a messenger RNA of Gigantopelta aegis, 4395 nucleotides long. Its product is annotated as glutamine-rich protein 2-like. The record is from RefSeq and is a predicted model, not a curated record. The transcript is spliced from 18 exons. The coding region runs from base 430 to 2742 and encodes 770 amino acids. NCBI's taxonomy places the organism in Eukaryota, Metazoa, Mollusca, Gastropoda, Neomphalida, Peltospiridae.
GACAUUUAUCUGUUGAAAACGGAUUAUGGACCUUUAAGGCCAUUUUUAGACUCCGAUCACGUGGGUUGUAGGAAGCGUGGUGUUGCCAAGAGCGACAACCACCUUACGCCUUACCGAGACAUAUAAACACAAACAAGUAGAACUGUUUUUUCUCAGUUUUCGACAUAAUCACUUAACGUAAAUAUAUUAUAGGACUGUCGGUAAUUUUUUUAUUUGAUUAUAUGUUGGUUUUAUUUCAAGAAUCACAUAACUGUCAUGUACAAACGCAACAAUAAUGACAUUUAGCGCAUGGAUAUCUGCCACGAACGGUCUGCUGGUGUUGAGGAAGCAUGCUGUUUUUGUUAUAAAUUGGGGUGUAUCAUCGUGUCUGUGGUAGAACUAACAUUUCUUAAUUUCUUAAUUUGAACAGACGAACUCAUCAUAUUUAACAUGUCAACGCCGGUGUCUUUAAGUAAAUUGGUAGAUUUGGCAUUAGGGACGCCUGAAAUAGGCGCUGUCAAUUUUAAUGUUUUGCAUUCACUGUUGCAUGCUAUGCUGAAACAGUUAAACAUUCAGGAUGUAAACACGGAUAUAGCCAGUGUCGAUCGUGAUUUUCUUGCAACGAGUUCACAAGAUAAAUAUUUAACCACACUUGGUGAACCUGAUUCUAAAACAGAUUCAAAGAUUGAUUCUAAAAUUGAUGAAAGCGAUUCUGUAUCCAGCCAGCCAAAAAAGGGGAGAGCUCCUUACCAUUGCCUUGAGAUGAAAGUUGAAAAGCUUGCUCAGCAACUGGAUGAAUUAAAUGCAUUACCAAGUAAUGACGAACUGUUUGAGAAGGCCAAGUUGGAACGAACCCGAUAUAUGGCUGACAUGUGGCAGUACAUGCAGCUAAAGAAAAGGAUAGAUGCAAAUGAAGAUGGAGUUGGAAAGCUGAUGUCCAUGAUUGAAGACCUGAUGAAACAAAUGGUAUCACUGAAGGAUGCAAACAACGACUUACAAAAUAAAGUUAAUAAUUUUAAUACAGAUGAUCUGGAUAAAAGAGUAAAUGACUUGGAAAAAUGUGUGCUUGAUAUGGAUGAUAUGAAGAAGAGGUUAAGUGAUUUGGAAAAAUAUCUGAAUGAUGUGAAUGACCAGCUCAGUUCACUUCCCAGAACUGAAGACUUACUGCUGCAGUUUGUCACAUGGCCGGGUUUGGAGGAGGCACUGAAGGGAGUCCGGGAUGAGAUGGGCAAUUUACCAACAAUAUCAAAGAUCUUCUUGGAGCACUCUAUGCAGACUGAUGAUGUGACAAGCCGACCUUCAACCGCCGGACCCCUGUCAGCCCGAUCAGAACAAGAAAAACCACCUGUAGUUCCAUCACCACGGCCAUCAUCUCGAAGUAUUUCCAGGACCAGUCUCGACAGUGCUACACACUCUGGACCAUCGCCCAAGCUUCUGGACGUCUUAGAAAAUCUUGGCUCAUUAACUGCUGAUCAUGCAGCCCUUAGACUCAGGGUAGAGAAACUGGAGGAAGAAAUGAAAAACAAGUUGGACAAAGGAGCCCUUGAUAGUCUUAGUGCAUCAAAUGACAUUUUGGAACAACUACAUAACCUAAUGAAGGAUAUUGAAAACAUGCAAAGCAUGCGUGAUAAGGAUGAAGACGCGAUUCGACGGAUCCAGGAGGCAGUGCUGCAGCUGCAGGCGGAAAACGAGAAGCUGCAGACAACCGCACAGGAGCUGAUUGAGGAGAACCAAGAGAAAGCAAAACACAUACAGAGUCUACAAAAGCAGUCUGAUAGCUUAGACGAAUUGAAAGCAGACAAAGAAUAUGUCGCUAUGGAGGUGGAUGUUAAAGCGGACAAGGGGCAGCUGGAUAAUAAAGUGAAUCAGACUCUGUUUGACUCUACAACCACUGACAUCAACAGAAUCAUUCAAGAGAUUCUUGACAAGUUGUCAGGCAAUGAGGACUCAUGGAAGGAUGCAUUAAAGGCUCUUGAGAAUGACAUUGACGGAAAGAUGGACCGGAUGGAACUGGAUUCUCUGAAGAACUGGCUCGAGAGACGACUGAAAGCACUCAAUAAGAAGAUAGAACAGAGCUCGGGUGGAUGGACUGACGAUGAUGCAGCUGGACUCCGCAAACAAUUAUUAAUGAGAUUCAACUGUUUAUCCUGUGAUCGACCUGUUGACAUAAUGCCCACUGGCCCAGUGGCAUCACUGCCAGCUCAAACCCCAAUGCCACCAACAAGAUCUCCUCGCCCAUAUACAACUUACGAACUGGAUCAAAUGCGACAGCAUCCCAGGAUUUACAAUGACAGUGACUACUACGCGACAGAACGUCAGUGUGGUGGUGGCCACACUAUAACAUUCCCGCACAAACGAACCACUCGUAUGUCACACCUAAAUGCUAUCUACAGAGAAGAAGCUGAUGCAGGGCCACCCGAGAAGGGUGAAGUGAAUGUACAGGGUGUAGAUGGUCACAUUUAUAAAGGCCGCAUGGAACGAAUGUCACUUGAGGCCAAACUGCGUGGCAGUGGUAUAUCACAGCAUCCCAAGUCGCCCUCCACCCACCAGCAGUCUGGGCGCAUAGUGCGUCCGAUGUCGGCCAGGAGCUUCCCGUUGUCCCCCCACCUCGUGCAGAGUCCUCGGCCACAGUCUGCCCUGCCAGGCUCAUCACGAGAAUCCAUCGACUCGCCACGCGUUGCAGAUCACACAGUCAGACUGGUUCCCGAUGAGGCAGAUGUUAUAGACGUCGAUGUGCCUAUGACUGAAAGUGUCGCAGAUUAAACACGAAGUCAUCCUGUGAAUGUGAAUUAUCACGCAUAAUAUUAGUUAGGGGCUUUAAAGGUUGUUUGUAGUCAUGGUAACUAGGGUUUAACUUAUUUGUCAUAUCACCAGAUAGUGAACUUAAUAUAUGCGUGAAUUGACUGUAACUUUAUUGACUUUUUCUCGUUGUAAAUUCAUCUACUUCCAUCUGCCAAUCAGUAUUCUCAGUCAAAUAAGUAAAAAUAUAAAUAGUUUUUCUUACAAAAAUAUGAAAUUGAAUGCCAUUUUAAAGCUUUUAUAUUGUAGUUUGUUUGACUAAGGAUAGUGUUUACCUGGCUACAUGUGCAUUUGUAGCUUAACUUUUCCCCUACCCCUUUUAAAUAGAACUGUUUGUAGUACAAUUGCCAAAAAUUAGAACUCGGUGGCCUUUUCUAAAAUUGUUUGUAUAAAAUAUAUUACAGUUGUUUUUAAAAACCUUAAAAUGCUGACGUUUCAUUUAAUAACUUUAAACUUCCUCUAAAUGGUUUGUACUUAAAACCAUGUGGGGCAUGAUCAUCUUGAUAUUUUGUUCUAACAAUUUUUUAUAAAUCCACUAACAUGAGAAAUAAUUAUUCAGGUACUCCACCUCCCCAUCUCCAUGCCAUUUCAUUUGAUUGUGUAUAAAUAGUGGAAGUCAGCUUUAAAAUAUGUACACAUUGUAACUAAUUCCUUCUCAUUCUUGCAAUGAUAUUAUUCAGUCUUGAUUAGUCUUUGUAUUUUAGUACUGGGAUUUGAGAUCAAGUUCAGAAUUGAGGAAUGGAAAGUCAAAAGCUGAUUGGUCCCAUUUCAAGGAAGUAUGCUUUCAUGACUUUGUUUUUAUUGAUUUUUGACAGAACACUUUAUUUAAAAUGAUGUUAAAAGUAUGUUUUAAAAUACAUGUAAAUACAAGAACAUGCAUAAAUAUACAAACAUAAAAUAUUUAACAUCAAGUCAUUAGAUCAUAUAAGCAGAUUUCCAAAAUAUAUCAGAGGUCAUGAGAAUACUAUGUAAUAAAAUACAUUGUAGUAAUAUUGCAAUUCCCUCAGAACUAUAGAACUAAAAUAGUAAUUAUUUCAUUGUUCUCACAUUAUUAUACAACUUGGUCCUAUGCUACAAAGAGUUAAAAUAAAGUCACCAAAGAAUGCAACAUAUGAUAUUGCUUCAUUAAGAUUCCAUCUACAAAUAAUUGCCUCCAAUUUUAUCAUACUAUGAGUAUUAAAUUUACUGUUGUCACUAUAAUUGUGAAUGCAGUGGAGAAGUCAUAAUAUAAUAAAUGACAAAGAUGUUUACAUGUAAGAGGCAGAUAUUACGUUCACCAUCCCACAAUGGUUUACAUUACAAAUUGAAAUAGUUUUAACAUAAACUGCUAACUUUAAUAGUUUAUAAUCCCAUUGUUGUCUUCUCAACAGAAUUGUUGAGUUUGUACAGUGUACAUGUAUGCGUGUAUUUAAUGAGAAUGUUGAUGUACAGUAAUAAUAACUGGACUGUUUUGUAUCGACUGCUGACAAUACACUUCAGCAUUGUUUCAUGUAGUCAUAUCUUACAUAUAUUGUAUGUAAAAUGUUUACUAUAAGUUGUAUGGAAGGAACAUUUAAUCUAAAAUUUUGCAAUAGUUUGUGAUAGUUUGCAAUGGAAUAAAUGUUUUUGUUUGUUAAA